Messenger RNA from Pimephales promelas (fathead minnow), 1441 nucleotides. It is a transcript of the gene coq4, whose product is annotated as coenzyme Q4 homolog (S. cerevisiae). Gene Ontology annotation, cellular component: mitochondrion; mitochondrial inner membrane. Lineage: Eukaryota; Metazoa; Chordata; Actinopteri; Cypriniformes; Leuciscidae. Gene Ontology annotation, biological process: ubiquinone biosynthetic process. The record is from RefSeq and is a predicted model, not a curated record.
AGGAAGCACAGCUCGUUCCUCGCAGUGAGCAGCCCCUUUCACCACCACAACAUGUGUGGGCUACCGGGGUAUUUACCUAGAAUAUUUAAAACCUCUCGAGGAUAUUAUUGUCGACGGUCAUUUGGAGUACUCACUGGACAGCAGUACUCAAGCUCAGGCUCACAGCAGUACGAUGGAAGGUUGUAUCCUAGCCACAUCCCAACCAACUCGGUCCAGAAGGCUAUUUUGGCUGUAGGUUCAGGAGUGGCUUCCCUAAAAAACCCCUACAGACAUGAUAUGGUUGCAGUGCUCGGGGAAACCACAGGGCACCUGGCCCUGAUCAAGUUAAGGGAUCGGAUGAGAAAUGACUCUGAAGGUUCCACUAUUCUCGUAGAGCGUCCAAGGAUCCGCCUGUCUACAUUAGACCUCACUCAGAUGUCUGCUUUGCCAGAUGGUACUUUAGGAAGAGAGUAUCUCCGUUUUCUAGAAGAAAAUAGAGUCACCCCCGACUCGAGGGCUGAUGUGAAGUUUGUUGACAAUGAAGAGUUAGCUUAUGUCAUGCAACGAUAUCGUGAAGUUCACGACCUGUUGCAUACUUUGCUUGGUAUGCCCACCAAUAUGCUAGGUGAGGUUGCUGUGAAAUGGUUUGAAGCUGCACAGACUGGCCUGCCCAUGUGUGUUCUGGGGGCAAUGCUUGGACCCCUCCGACUGUCUGUCAGUCGUCUACAGUUGCUGGUUCAGUCUCUGGGACCUUGGGCUGUGCGCAGUGGCAGUCGUGCCAGAUGUGUUCUGAGCGUCUUCUAUGAACGGCGCUGGGACCAGAACCUCGAUGAACUCAGACACCAGCUGAACAUUGAGCCACCGCCUGUCAAUCUGUUAUCAUCCAGCAAGAAGACAUCUUCAAACUCUUAGUACGGGAACCUGUCUAAAUGAAAUAACUGAUGGGAAUUUUAGCUUGUGGGGGAGCCCACAAGGAAGCUACAUACAUCCUAUCGGUAACAACGUUCUUCCUCACACAAGGGGAAAUAAAGCCUAAAAAUGAAUGUCAUGUAACUCUGAAAAAAUACUAUGACAUGCAUAGUGACUCAAUAAGAUCAUUCAGGAAGAAAAGGUUCUUCUGAUAAGGAAAGUUUAAUAACUUUUUGUAAACAUCUAUUGGUCAUAUUAAUAUUAAUAUUCUAUUAGAACUGACAUCUGGAUUGUUCAUUGGUGAUUUUACGUUGGAGUUUAACGAGUACAAGUGGCACCUUUCAUUUCUACUCCGCACUGUGAUGUUCAAUACUGUAAUUUAAUCAUUUGUAUAUUUUUAUUUAUUUUAUUUCAUUAUUCUUUUAAUUAUAAAUAUCCUUCUUUUUAACUUGACAUCCAAAUAAGAAAAUCACAAGCCUAAUGAAAAUGAUUAUAGCUGUUUGUUUUGCAUAUGUACUGCGACUUGAGUAAAGUUUGUUAUCUGAUCAUGAAA